AGCCUCUAGAUAUAAUUCUCAGAAGACUGUUUGUGCGCUAUCAGAGGAUCCUUUGUAUCCAUGCUGGCUGAGAGUAUGCGUGGAAUCUGUGUUUCGGGUAAUGCCCCUGAAGAGAUAUUCCGCCGAAGCAUUCGGUGUGUUGACAAUUUGUCUAGUUGCUCUGUUGGUUCUUCUCGGUUUGGUGUGCAUUGCAUACUUGCUUUACGUGCGUUCACGCGUUCUUAGACAAGGAUUCAUUCAGCUUAGUUAUUUCAAUGGACCUUGCAUCAUCCGAAUCACGUUCAUUUUGUUCACCAUCUGGUGGGGUUUUGGUGAAAUUAUACGGCUAAAUUUUCUAAGACGACAAGGAAGAGUGUUUAAUGCACUCAAUUUCAAAUGGCAAGAAAACAUCUGCAAAUGUUACAUCGUGUCAAAUUUAGGUUUUGCGGAACCUUGCAUGUUCCUCACUCUCGUUUUUCUUCUUCGAGCUCCUUUACAGAAUAUAGACACUGGCAUUCUGAGCAGAAAAUGGAAUGGGAAAACAGCGGGCUAUAUUUUUCUCUACUGCCUCCCUGUGUUUGUUCUUCAACUUAUACUUAUUUUGAUUGCACCAGAUUUACGGAAGGAUAGAAGAGAAUUAUCACCAUAUUUCCCAAGGGUAGUUGUUCGAGUGAUGCAAAAUUCUGAUGACAUCGCCCUUUGCACUUACCCUUUAUUGAAUACUAUUCUUCUAGGACUUUUUGCUACCAUCUUGACCAUCUACUUGUUUUGGCUUGGGAGGCGGAUUUUGCAAUUGGUUAUCAAUAGGGGUUUGAGGAGGAGAGUGUACACAUUAAUUUUCUCGGUCUUGAGUUUACUUCAAUUAAGGGUUGUUUUACUUGGACUAUCUGUUUUAUCUAAACCAGAACAAUUUCUGUUUGAAGCUCUUGCCUUCUCAGCUUUUCUUGCUCAACUAUGUUGUGCUGGUUUCUGCAUUUGCAUACUUGUCUGCUACCCGGUUAAGGACUGUCUAGCCCUGAGGAACCUUCAUGACUUGGAGGCUAGGCGAAGGGCUUUUCUCGAUGUUCAAAAUGACUCUGUUUCUCUCAUCCCUAAUCAGAGCCACCCCGAAGGAAGUUCCGGAAUUAGCAGCGAGAUGAGUUUUGAUGCCUCUACCUCAACUGGGGCAUUCGUGCAACUGACCCGCUUCUCUCCUAGCUGAGAAUGCGAUCCCACCAGCACCGCCACUUUGUGGCCAUGGAUCAUCAAGCAAGUAAACAAGAAGAAACCGAGCAGUUUGCGAAGAAGAUCAAUUUUGUGUCUAAGAAAGUAAGCAAGAAGAAACCGAGUAGUUUUUCUUUUUCUUCUUAAUUCAGAUAUGAUGGUUUUGCUGGAUGCAAGCUAUAACUCGAAUCCCAUUUUGUAACACUAUUUUUAACAUGCAUCCAUUGUGUUCAAAUUUACAAAUUCUU
Molecule: messenger RNA, 1430 nt
Organism: Hibiscus syriacus
Lineage: Eukaryota; Viridiplantae; Streptophyta; Magnoliopsida; Malvales; Malvaceae
Exons: 1
Coding region: 101-1180 (359 amino acids)
Source: RefSeq, a predicted model, not a curated record